This is a messenger RNA of Closterium sp. Naga37s-1, 1640 nucleotides long. The record is from the annotation of a GenBank genome assembly. Lineage: Eukaryota; Viridiplantae; Streptophyta; Zygnematophyceae; Desmidiales; Closteriaceae.
AAUGCAUAAACCCAGCCGACGUGGCACUCGACGUCGCCACGUCAUCCGACUCCUCCGCUCUCCACCGACCAAUCCCGCACCGCGCCUCCCCCUCUCCCGCACCGCCUCGCGCUGCUGGCGCCUAUGGCCCCUACGGCUCCACCGCCGCCGAACCGCGGUGCGCAUCCAGCGGCGAGGUUAGCGGCGGGUCCAGCGGAACGACGUCAAUAACCACGUCUAUUAAUCGGUGCAUGCGUGACGCGACUCCGGACCUGCCGGGGCUUCACCACUGCGACCAGUCGAGCGCGGAUUCGGGGAGCGCGGUCGCGCGCAGUAAUGCCGCUUCCGCUGCAGACUUCGCCAACGGCGCCGGCUCCGGCGGCGCAAGCGCGGGGAGCGAGAGGGAGGCGGCUCUGACGUCGCUUUCCAUGUCAGCGGGCGCUGCUGCCGCAAAAGCAGCUGCAGCGGCCGCGGCGGCGGCGGCUCCUGCUGUUCCUGCUCCUCUGGAACGACGAAUCGCGCCCCCCAUUACAUACUUGCAUCUCUACGAAUGCCCGGACUUUUCGAUAGGCAUAUUCUGCAUCCCUGCGUCGGCGUGCAUCCCGCUGCACAACCACCCGGGCAUGACGGUGCUGUCCAAGCUGCUCUAUGGCCGCAUGCACAUGCGCUCCUUCGACUGGGCCUUCCCCUCCGCACCUCCCGCCGCUGCUGCUGCCACACAACCGCGCCUGGCGGAGCUAGUGGAAGACCAGGUGAUAGCAGCGCCAUGCCCAGUGGAAAUGCUCUUCCCCACCAGCGGAGGCAACAUGCACGCUUUCACCGCACUCGCCCCGUGCGCGCUCCUAGACGUCCUCUCGCCGCCCUACAGCGUAGAGGCCGGCCGCCACUGCACAUACUUCCGAGAGCUGCCGGCCGAGCAGUUCCCCGCGCUGCCGCCCGGAGAGGGGCUGAAGGAGGGGCGGGAGUAUGGGUGGUUGCAGGAGUGCCAGCCUGGCAACAGCUUUUCUGUGCGCAGGGGUCAUUACCGCGGUCCCAGGGUUAUUGACAGGGCGAGGAUGCAACAGAAACAGGCGGAGCUAGCAGAAGCACAGGCGCAAGCUCAGGCCCAAAACCAAACACGAGUGCAGGCAGAAAAGGAGUCAGAAGCACAAGCACAAGCACAAGCACAGGCACAGACCCAGACCCAGACACAAGGGCAAGUGCAUUUCCAAAUGCAGAUGCAGCAGGUGCACACACCGACUGUUGAACAGAGUUACCUUCACAGCAUGGGAGCUCUGCUUGCCUUAGGACCCACAGCUUUCCCUGACACGGCUCCUGCUCCCCCUCUACCUCUGACAGUACGGGACAUGACUGCUGGUGGCGUGGGCAUGGGAGCAGGCGUGACAUCAAUAGGCGUGAAUGGCCCUGUGGCAGGUGUGACAUCCAUGGGGGGCGUGCGAGGGAUGGGAGGCAUGGUGGGGGCGAAGAGGAGAUGCAUGUCGAAUCGGAUUGCAGUGGCGGAGGAGAGUGAGGAUGCAGCCGGAUUGGAUGCGGCAGCAACAGGGGCUCCUCCCUGCGUCCCGCCACUCGCCUCUGCACUCCGUGCUGCCUCCUGCGCUGCGGAUGUGCCCUGCCCAGCCGACCAGGGAGAGGAGUUUAAGGAUGAGAGCAGCAGGGAGUGA